ACCGCAGGUUUGAACGGCGUCACCUGCCCACUGGACUGCUUUACGAGCGGGCGCCAUAGUGCGGGGCUGCAAGCUGUAGGAGGGUUCCAUCGGACGACAUUUGAUUCUGACGUACACUCGGGUAGAGUUACAACUCUCUGAGGCAUGGGGGAUGAGAAACGGAAAGGCGGGCUGAAGAACUGGUCCACCAAGAGGCUGGUCCUGCUGGCCCUCGUGGUGGUGAUCCUGUGUGUGGGCCUCGCCAUCAUCACCUGGUGGUUCGCCAAGCCUCACUACUGGGUGUGGCUGGGAGAGCGGGACUUCAGGGGAACCUUUGAAUACGAUGCAGUGUCGAAGCAGCUAAUAGUUAGAAACGAGACCGGACACGAAGUCCAGCGCGCCACGCUAGGAUACCGCAUGCCCAAGGUGGAGUGGACGUGGGACGACCCUUGGAUAUGUAACGAAGGGGACUACUGCUUCGACUGGGAGAGGAGAGGUGUUCUGUCCCUCGUGUACGAGGAACUGAUCGAAGAGCGGAACUUGCACUGCAUGAAUGUCACGUGGCAGGUGAACUGGGAGGGAAGAACAGAACAAGAGACGUUCUACCCGUAUGACUGUUUCGACACGACCCGAGCCCACUGGUACGGCGGUGCCGAGGUCUUCAGUCAGCGGUGGCCUGUCAACAACGGCUCCGGGGAGAUGCAGCCCUACAUCACCAACGACUAUCUGAGCUGGGGCACCUCCAACAGGGACCGCUACGGCAGCGUGAUGGAGAGGCUGUUCGUGACGUCAGAGGGCGUGGGAAUCGUGAUUGAAGAGGAUGUUCCCCUGCACCUGUCACUCAACGCCAGUGGUGAUGGGAGGAUGUGCAUCUUGUCCAACUAUACCUUUCACUUCCCGAACCCUCGCGGCAGGCUCCCACAUUUGAAGUAUUCGAUCUGUGUGGGUGAGAACGCCCGUCAGGUGCACGAGUACAUGUACCAUCGGUACUACCGCCAGCCCAGCGGUCUGCCCGCGGACCUGGUGCUCAAGCGGCCCAUCUGGUCCACCUGGGCCCGAUACAAGAAGGACAUCAACCAGUCCGUGGUGCUGGAGAUGGCGGCUGACAUCGUCUACUGGAACAUGUCCGCUAGUCAGAUCGAAAUUGACGACUUCUGGGAAACGCGGUACGGAGAGCUUCACUUCAACGAGACCAAGUUCCCGGGCCCGAAGGAUAUGUUCGACUACUUCCACCAGAAGGGUUGGGACGGUACCGUCUGGGUUCACCCUUUCACUAACAUCGACAGCUUCACUUUCGAGGACAAUGCCGCUUUUGGCGAACCAGACUACUGGGUGUCACAAGCGCCUCAAAAAGCGACGGGCCAACCGGACGUGCCGGGCUUGACGAAGUGGUGGUGUGGGACACAGUACGCUGCCCUGCUGGACGUCACCAACCCUCUUGCCCGGCGCUGGUUCGUGUCUCGGUUGGAGGAACUUCGUACCAACUUCACGAUUGACUCAUUCAAGUUCGACGGAGGAGAAGCCCAGUACCUUCCGGAUGUGAACUAUCGAACCUACAACACUUACACCAAUCCUAACUACUAUACCAGAGACUACGCGGAGAUGGCCGCCAUUUUUGGAGGACAAACGGAGGUACGUGUGGGUUACAGGUCGCAGGAGUUACCCCUAUUCGUGCGAAUGUUCGACAAAACCUCGGACUGGGGUUACGACAACGGUCUGAAGACCCUGAUCCCCACCGCUCUGCUGUUCUCCAUCCUCGGCUACCCGUACAUCCUGCCCGACAUGAUCGGCGGGAACGCGUACGACGGCCAGCUGCCCGACCGCGAGCUGUACAUCCGCUGGAUGGCCAUCAGCACAUUCAUGCCGACCAUGCAGUUCUCCAUCGCACCCUGGCAGUACGGAGCCGGCGAUGACGAAGAAGUCAUCCGCAUCGCCCGUAAGUUCCUGGAGAUCCACGAGCGGGACGUGUACCCGCAGCUCGUCACCUUCGCCAACGAGGCCGUCAACGGCCGCAGGUACGCCCCAAUCAUCAGGCCGCUGUGGUGGGAGGACCCAGAGAACAUCCUGGCACAGACCAUUGAUGACGAGUUCCUGGUGGGAGACCAGAUCCUCGUGGCGCCCAUCGUGGAAAGGGGCACAACUACCAGGGAGGUGUACUUCCCGAUAGAGGGCGUUAGUUGGCAGGACGCCCGUGACCGAGGCCGUGUGUACCGGGGCGGGGAGUACCGUACCAUUAGGGUGGAGCUGGAUGAGGUGGCUUACUUCUACAGAAAUUAGAAUAAGCCCUUUCUUAGAAAGAAUGUGGAGGAACAGAAUGCACUGUAAUUACACAAUAGUGCAGCAAAUGAGCGAUGCGAUGUACUAUAACUUUGCUGUAAAACUAGGUUAAUAAGCAUCCACUGCGGCUUGAGUCUUCGUUUCUUGAGUACACUCAGUGAUGCUACUAGGGCGAGAUAUUCUCCUUUUUUUCUGAGAAAAACUUUUGUUUCAUCUGUUACCCAAGAAUUUGAACAGAAAUGCCCACAUAGGUGGCAAAGAACACAACGUUCAUUUAAGAUAUGAAAUGUAAAAAAAAGUACAAAAAGAAAAAAUCGAAAAAAAAAGAAGAAAUGUGUUUGCUUCGGCUUUUUAGCGGUCUUAAAGAAGGUCAAGUUGCACCUGAAUAACAUCCGUUAAGAUAAGCCGACAGCUCACCUUCAUAUGUGUGUUGUUAUUGGUGGUGGGAAGAAGUUUAGCUGGAUUUAGAGUGUUAUUAGAACAAUGGAUUUGGUAUUGUUGCCAUAGAUCUAGACACUAACGUUUUAGAGUUAACCUACUAACCCCUACUAACAUUUCGUGUUUUGUGCUACUAACCCUUCUAAUAUUUCUGGCUGUCUUUUGUGUGGCUCCGCUUCUACUAACACUACUAACAAGUUACUGGUAAAAAUGUGUUGAUCAGACACAGACCCUAGAGUAGUUGUUGUAAUGUUAAUUUCAAAAUCCAUAGCACUCAUGAUUAUCACAACUAUAAGAAAUCAAACAGAAUGAUGCUCUACUUGCUUGAAGAUUAAGGAUCACAUUUAACCAACUUUCUUCUCUUCUGUCGUUCCGUUCAUGUCAUUUCAUAACGUAACAAUUCAUUCAUUUGCGCCACGUAGAAACUUUCUUUAAGAGCUUUUUUGUACUUACAGUUUACUUGGUAAGGACUUUUAGUAGACGUAAGAGACAAAGAGGAUGAAUUAGGGAACCUAUUUUUAGAGUUGGUGUCUCUCUUCAUCCGAAUUGAGUACAUUUUAUUGAGUUCUAGUCUGUGCUGUUAACAUUUAAGGUAAUAAAUGAAUCAUUUUGAGAUUCUUUUGGCCACUAAAAAAUCUAUUUAUGUUGGUGUUCUUCUAAUGUUUUAUUCAUUGUGUGAACGAAGCAAACAAGAUAGCAUUCCAACAUAUGUCAGAUUAAACAUUGAAUAGUGUUAGUAUAUUUUAAUUUUUAGCAUAUUUUUCUUGACAUCAACAACAUGUUAAACACAUUGAUUUAGAGAUAUAAGUUGAUAUGGGCGCAUUAGUUGUAUAGUGUAUCCUGGCAUGUGUAGAGAUGUAGCGACGCUUUUCAAAUUUCAAAAUGGCGGCUGCAAAUUCGCAGUGGCUUGUGGGAAAAGUUGUCAUCAGUAUGUGUACUGGUUUACUGUAAGUUUUCAGUCCUGGUAUUUCUGAUGACGACAUUUAUAUUGUAGAGUGCGUUGUGACUGUUUCUUAAUAAAUGGGUGCAUCUAGA
Molecule: messenger RNA, 3729 nt
Organism: Branchiostoma floridae (Florida lancelet)
Lineage: Eukaryota; Metazoa; Chordata; Leptocardii; Amphioxiformes; Branchiostomatidae
Product: myogenesis-regulating glycosidase-like
Exons: 13
Coding region: 145-2256 (703 amino acids)
Biological process (GO): carbohydrate metabolic process
Molecular function (GO): hydrolase activity, hydrolyzing O-glycosyl compounds
Source: RefSeq, a predicted model, not a curated record